UGUAGAUCUUUAAAUAUCUUAGUUACCCCAUUGAAUAUCGAUCAGAAUCUAAUCUACUCGUCUCUUAUUUAGUCUAGUCAGUCAUGUUUAUACUAUAGUAGAGUCUAGAUCUAUAUACUAGAUCUAUAUACUAAUUAGACUAAUAUAAUGACUAGAUUUAGAUCUAUAAUAUAGUCUUUUUCAUUUUUAAUCUUGAAUCUAGACUAUGUAUUCUGGACUCUAGUCUCUAGUAUUCUAGAUUCUAGAGGUAAAGAGUAGGCUACUCAAGAUGCUUUUCUUCAUUACAAAUGUGCUUCUCUACAUUGGCGUUAUAGCAUUCCCCAAUAAGUCCUUAACUAUAUAUAAAUUGGAUUCGGUUGAAGGCAUUGACUGUCAACCAUGGUCUCUCAAUGUCAGAGAAAAUAAACACUUGUGCUGGGGUGGAGAUGUGAGUUUUGAAAAGUAUUCAAAAGACAUAGGGAGAGCUUUGCACAUGAAAAUCACUUUAGCUGAUUCUAACAAAAGCCAAUUGUUAUCCCUCAUUGAUUUUGAAGAGUGUGGGAAACAACUAGUAAAGACACAAGUAUGUGCAUAUAUGUGUUCUAACACUGGAUACAAGUCUUUCAACUAUAAUUGUGCAAAAGCAUUUAACAGCUCUGAUAAUGAAUCUAUAAUUAGUGUCCAGAUCCAUGACAAGGAUGGUGGUAUUGUAGAAGAAAAUUUACUGAAGUUGCCAUCAUUCAGCAAAGAAGAAACAUCAUCAAAACUAGCUUCAGAUUUAUCAAGUGGGACACCAGGAAAAACUGAACCAGCAACUUCAACCCCUGACUCAAGGAGGACAUCAGAACAAACUAUAGGCCUACCAGCUUUUGUUAUUGGUGUUCUUAUUGGUGUUCUUGCUUGUGUUUUCAUUGCUCUUAUUGCUGCAUUGGCAUUUUCUAUUUGGUUGAACCGCAAGCGGAGCAAGAAAAUAAAAAAGCUGAAGAAACAACUCCAUAGUGAAAGGGAGACUAAAGAUGUCAAGCCUCAAGAUGGAAAAAAAGAGUUGGAAGAAGAGCUAGGUGCUAUACAAGUCUCCCAAGAGAGUGAAAGGGAGACUAAAGAUGUCAAGCCUCAAAAUGGAAAAAAAGAGUUGGAAGAAGAGCUAGGUGCUAUACAAGUCUCCCAAGAGAGAAAAGUGAAACAAAUGUCAAGACAUUCAGAAGCCGUGCAAAAGCUUACUCAAGCAAGCGAUAAUGAUACAGAGUCUGAUGGUAUCUGUUCACCUUUGCUUGCAAUACGAGGAACCCAAUUAUCACCUGAUAUCAACACUCCAACAAGAAAUGAAGACAUUGAGACCAUAAUUGAUAUUCAUAAGCAGAGUUAAAUGACUACUAUAUGCCUUUUCUUACUGUGCUGUUUAAAAUGAGAGCAGCUGCUUUGUAAAUAAAUUUGAACUUAAGUAAUCUGCUAUAUUGGAAAACACUAUGCAAGAGAAGGUUUUGGUUAGAUAAUCUCUGUUUUCUUUUCUUUAGUUAUGAAUUGGUGCUAUGACUGGACAGGUGUUUUUUUUUUUUUUUUUUUUUAAUGGUGCUCUUUAGAAUGUUUCUUUGUUAUGUUUUUAUUUGUUUAUGUUUUUAUUAUAAAAAUAGGAUUGAGCUGAUGUGUAAAACUGUCCCAGCACCAAUGAAAAUGAUUUUGGCUUCUGACAGAAAUAAGAAGACAGCUCAUCACUGUAAAUUCAAUACUGCUUCACUGUACUUCAUUCAUUUACUGUUAACACUCUAAUUGUAGUCUGCAUAUACAUUGACAGCUUUUCUUUUAUUGUAUUUUUUAACAUUUUAGUUUUUUCAUUUUACUGAUUACUAAAUAUAGUGUUACUAUUCAGCAUUCUGAUGGUGAGAAUCCCUGUCAGUCUAAGCCUUAUUACAGGUGAAGUUACAUUCUACUCUUGUAAAUUCUUAUCUGAUCUAUACGCACAACUAAAACGUAUCAAAAUUAGUUAGUUUUCAUUGUUUUACUAUUACAAUUUUUGUUAUUAUAUUUGAGGUAUUUAAUAUUUUAAAAAGUUUAAAUAAUUCAGUUCAAAAAAUUAAUCUGAAUACUACCUUUUUUUUUUUUAAGAAAAGUUUUAUGGGUUGAUGCCAAGGUGUACAUAUGUAUUAUAACACAAAAAAAAAGAUAACUGCCAAAUAUGUCGCUGCUAUUAGUUUUAUGUGGUCUGUCUGUCCAUCUGUCUGGUUUAGAUCUCAAAUGCUAGAAAAGAUUUUGAAAAUCUGAUAUCAAGAUUUUUUUUUUACAUCAUUGAAAAUCUGGUGCAAUGGCUACUUUUUUUUUCUGAAAGCAAAACUAUGCAAGCUGUUUUUUCAUAAAUUAUAUUUAUUUUUUUACACAUGCAAACAGUUUUUCUUUUUUUUCUAAAAUAAUGUUAUUAAAAUUACUAAAUUAGGUAUUUUCUGUCAUAUAAGCUAUUACAUUUUAAGAGUUAGAAUGCAUUUAGUAUGUAUUAAUAAUUCUAAUAUAAUCUAAAAAAAAUAAUAAGCAGUGUUUCAUAUUGCUUUUUUUAGAUCAUGUAUAAUUUUUGUGAUGUCUUGUAUGAAGGAACUGUUGAAUCUUUCUUAUUUUAAUGGGUUUCAUUUGAUUUAUUCUAUCUUGUUUCUAGCAUGUCAGAAAUUAAACAGUUCUCCUUUAUUUUAAAAAUGUUUAUUAGUAAGACAUACAUCUAUUCAUCUAAUCACUGCUAAUAAAAAUAAUGAGGUUGAUCCUGAUGAUUAACACUAAAAUAAAGCAAAGAAGCUAAAAUGAUUUGAAACAUAAACAAAAAAAACACCUGCUAGUUUAUGAUUCUAACAUCACAAGAGAGAUACAAGACACCCAUCACACAAACUCUUUUUAUUCCCUUGGCAAUUGAAUCAUUUAAUAAAAUCAAAGUUUCUGAGGUAAAUUUCACAUGUAAUGUUUAAGAGAUGGGAGUUCCCGGUUUCGAAUCCUGGGAUUUUUUUAUUUCGGGAUCUUUGGGCGUCUCUGAGUCCACCCAGCUCUAAUGGAUACCUGACAAUGGUUGGGGAAAAGUAAAGGCGGUUGGACGUUGUGCUGGCCACAUGACACUGUGCUCGUUAACUGUUGGCCACAGAAACAGAUGACCUUAACAUCAUCUGCCCUAUAGACCACAAGGUCUGAAAGGGGAACUUUUUUUAUGAGUCUACCCAAAUCAAAUAGAAUCUGACAUUAAGCAGUUGGUCACUGUACUGACCACAUGACACCUUCAUUAACUGUUUGCCAUAGAAACGGAUGACCUGUAGAUAGGAAGGUCUGAUACAUUAAUUUUUUCUUCUUUCUAAUGUUUAAUUUCUAAUUUUAUAUAUAUAUAUAUAUAUAUAAAAUAGUGCAAUAAUCUAUAAUUCAUUUGCUCUUAAAAUGUUGCUAUGUGUUAUGCACAAUUGUAAUACAAAUUUUCCUUGAGGUAUGGAUGAGUAAGAUUAUUAUUAUUAUUAUGUUUUUUAUCAUUGAAUGACUAAGAAUAUUAUUAUUAUAUUUUUUAUUAUUGAAUGAGUAAGAUUAUUAUUUUUUUUUUAUUAUUAUUGAAUGAGUAAGGUUAUUAUUAUUAUAAUUAUUUUUUAUCAUUUACACCAUUCUUUUGUUUAACUCAAAUAAACAUAAGAAGUAUUUUUUAUAGAA
Messenger RNA from Biomphalaria glabrata, 3636 nucleotides. RefSeq lists its product as uncharacterized. The transcript is spliced from 14 exons. Lineage: Eukaryota; Metazoa; Mollusca; Gastropoda; Planorbidae. Bases 269 to 1345 code for a protein of 358 amino acids. The record is from RefSeq and is a predicted model, not a curated record.